Molecule: messenger RNA, 2720 nt
Organism: Tigriopus californicus
Lineage: Eukaryota; Metazoa; Arthropoda; Copepoda; Harpacticoida; Harpacticidae
Product: zinc finger protein 76-like
Exons: 5
Coding region: 671-2557 (628 amino acids)
Source: RefSeq, a predicted model, not a curated record
CAAGAAACCGUUCCCGGUUAAAUCGCAACGUGGGUUUUGGUCUUCAUCGCGAAGUGAGUCGAAAAUUGAGAGGAAAGCUGUUUGUUUCUCACAGUGGAAGCCAUUCUUGUGCUCAAAUGACUUUCGAAAGAAGAUCGACUAGGGAAAUAUUCCACCUUCAAGAGUUGGAGCAUCGUGAGACAAGGAUGUCACUCCCGAGUAAAACGCCGUGGAAAUAACAGGACAUUUCCACAGCUACUCUUCGAAAUUUGCUAUUGAAUUUAGUUCUUGUCGAAGAGUCUCCUCGUGCACAAGGGGUUGACAUUCUCUCUAGUGUGCCCCAAUUGAGCAAACCCGAACAACACCUUGCUAAAUUUGUUUCAAAUCAAAAGUGACAUGAGAAAUGAGUGUUGUUUCUGAGCGGCGAUUUAUCAGAGUGCGAAAUAACUCACAUCCAAUCGCUAAAAACAGUGUGUGUGGACCUUAGGAAGAGACUGAGAUUUGACUUUAGCCAUCGUGAGCCUGUCAAAGUGGAACAAUAUGCUUUUUAAAGAUGAAUCUUGACAAGUCCUCUGUCCACGUCUCCGGUUUCAUCUGCGAAAGUUGAAGGACCCAGUUUGCAGAAAACAAGUCUCUCUUCUAGCAUCGGCUUCAUGCUGCUUUUGUAUAUCCUUGUAACCGGAACAAGAUCAUGAAAUUUAAGAAUAAGCCCACAAAAAUUGAGCUACCCCAAUCCAAUCUUCCGAAUAUGGAUCAGAAGAGCUCCUCCACCCAAUCUCAAGUCUCUCUUGGAGAUGAACAGCCACAAGUGAGUGAUGGAUCAUCAACGAAAUCUACUGGAACAAGUGGUAAUCACGUGUGCCCAACUUGCCUGAAGAAGUUCUCGCGUGGCGACAUUCUUCGCAAGCACGUAAAGAGCCAUCUUCCCACUCUUUGUACAGUGUGUGGUCAACUAUUCAACGAUAAAUUCAUGCUCUCUAAGCAUCAAAUGGAGGCACAUUCCUCGUCCGUCGAGAGGAUAUUUCAGUGUCCACAAUGCGAUAAAAGCUUCAAGGAGCUUCGAACCCUCCGGCUUCAUCUGAAGAUCCACAACGCAGAAUACCCGGAGCGCUGCCCCACUUGCCAAAAGGUCUUCCGUACUAAAUGGCAACUGAAACAACAUCAAAUGGACCACGGCGGUGAAAGACCUUAUCCUUGUCCGGAAUGUUCGUUCACUUGCAAAACCAAGCAACAGCUGAAUGAGCAUCGACGGAAACAUUCGGGCGAGAAGGCGUACAGUUGUCAACAAUGUGGGACUCGAUUUACAUAUCGGAAUGGGCUCAUCAAGCACACCAAGUUGAAUAGAUGUCCCAAGAAAAUCAUCACUCCCGACGGGGAAACGAUCAUCAAGAAACGCACAAGAACCGCCAAUUCCUCCAAGAACAAAGACAAGAUCGAGUUGCCCACCCAGCCCUUGCCUUUGGUGAACAAUCAAGGAUCUCUGCUCAACAUUGAGUUGCCUCAAAUACCAAGCUUGGUUCCCAUGCCCGAAGCCAAGAAUCAAGUGCCCACCAUGUCCCAAACUCCGCCUAAUUUCUUCGGAAACAAUGUCAUCGCGACAACCAAACCCCAACAAACUGUUGUGAACCUCGCUCACAUGAACCCUCCUAGUUAUAUUGGUCUCCUCCAGACGGUGACAACAACUCAAAGUCUCCCGCUGGUCCAGAGUAGCACCAACACUAGCCCGACCACAGCCCCCGGAAUCCAGGUGGAUCACCCCAAGACACAACACCCCGUAUCUUUAGUGCCUACAUCCACCGUCUCACUUCAAGUCCUGCCACAGGGAGGCCUCUCGCAGGCCUCGAUCUCCGAACUCACCUCAGCCACCGGAUUGAGCGCAUUCGAGAUCCAUAACUGGGUCUCAUCCCUUCCUCCGGGGUCCACGGUUAAAAUCACGCAUCACUGCGAUGUCAAACGCAAAACCGAACCCGAACGGAGGAUACUGGUCCGUUGCGCCGCUCAAGAGUCUCGUCCAGACUAUUUCAACCUGCCUUACCCUCAAAGACCCAAUGGGGUUCAGGAUAAUGUCCAGAAUCUCCAAAGUCGUCCGAAUGAGAUCCCAACCUUGACCAGUCCCAUGCCGCUCCCAUCGUAUGCAGAAUCCUUCGCCGUCAACCCGAACGACGUCCUUCGCAAGGAUCUCAAGAUUGGAGACUUGGGUAACUUGGACUAUGAGGUUCAGAAUCAGAUGCUGAUGCGUCCAGGAAUGCCGGUGUUUCAGACCUCAAGGUCGGUGGAUCCGGAUUCCCCGUCCUCGUCCGUAGAGAGUGGUUGUGGGUCGGCCAGUAGCUUCGGGGGGAGUUUUUCUGAUCUCAGUGAGGGCUCGAAUAGUAACCACGCCCAUCAUCAAGCUCUUUACAUCAAGACUGAGGGCAAGAAUGGCUUGCCAGAGUUGGUAGAUAUACCGGACAGCGACGACUUCUCCAUGGAUCUCACGACAGAAAACCUAAAUGAACUAGAUUUUCAUUCCAUCAAGUCGUUGGUGGAACAUACUUUUAAGAAUGAGAGGGACAUGCUGGACAUCAUCUCGACUGUGUAGGCUAAUUCCUACAAAACUUGCUUUUCAUCUCGAUAUGUUAGGUACCCGUUCAUAUCUUUGUUUGGUUUCGAUUCGGCAUCGAGAUCGGCUUUUUGAUUAGGGAGAAAUUCUCGCAUGGCCUGAGUAAGGCCCUUGAUAAAAUAAAUGCUCCUUUGUGACCCUG